This is a messenger RNA of Mesitornis unicolor (brown roatelo), 1526 nucleotides long. Its product is annotated as inter-alpha-trypsin inhibitor heavy chain H3-like. The annotation marks the transcript as partial. The transcript is spliced from 12 exons. The record is from RefSeq and is a predicted model, not a curated record. NCBI's taxonomy places the organism in Eukaryota, Metazoa, Chordata, Aves, Mesitornithiformes, Mesitornithidae.
CUGCCUUUGCAUCAUCAGACUUUUUGGUAACACAUGUCAGAAACGUCAAGAAGCGAAAUGCUGAUAAUGACUUGGUUGUCAAUGGAAUAGAAAUCUAUAGCAUGAAAAUUGAUAGUAAAGUAACUUCCCGAUUUGCCCACAAUGUCAUCAGCAGUCGAGCUGUCAACCGUGGAAAUGUGCACAAAGAAGUCGUCUUUGAUGUUGAACUCCCUAAGACAGCCUUCAUCACCAACUUCAGCAUGACAAUUGAUGGUGUCACUUAUCCUGGAACUGUAAAGGAAAAAGAAGUUGCAAAAAAGCAAUAUGAGAAAGCUGUUUCAAAGGGGCAGACUGCUGGUCUUGUCAAAGCUUCCGGAAGAAAAACAGAAAAAUUCACUGUCUCAGUUAACAUCAAAGCAGCCAGUAAAGUCAGUUUUGAACUCACAUACGAGGAGCUGCUGAAGCGACAGUUUGGAAAAUAUGAGAUGUUCAUCAAAGUAAAACCAAAGCAGCUUGUCAAAGAUUUUGAGAUUGAAGUAAAUAUAUUUGAGCCCCAGGGUAUCACUGAUCUGGAAGUGGAAGGAACAUUCAUCACCAAUGAUCUGCAAGAUACCAUUAAAAAAACUUUAUCCGAGAAAAAGGGGCAUAUCUCUUUCAAGCCAUCUCUUGAUCAGCAGCGAACCUGUGCAAAUUGUUCACAGUCUGUCUUGGAUGGGGAUUUUUUUGUAAAAUAUGAUGUGAAGAGAACAACUCCAGAUAAUUUGCAGAUUGUCAAUGGCUACUUUGUACACUUUUUUGCACCAACAGAUCUUCCAAAGUUGUCCAAGAAUGUUGUUUUUGUAAUAGAUAUUAGUGGCUCAAUGUCUGGAAGAGAAAUAGCACAGACAAGAGAAGCCCUUCUGAAAAUCUUAGAUGACAUUGAAGAAAAUGACUUCUUCAAUUUCAUACUGUUUGGUAGUGAAGUACACAGCUGGAAAGAAGCAUUGAUCAAGGCCACUCCUGAGAAUUUGGACGAAGCACGGAAGUUUGUUCGGGGCAUUGAUACUGCAGGCAUGACAAAUUUACAUGGUGGUAUAAUGAGGGGUAUUGAUAUGCUGAAUGCUGCUUAUGAAGGAAACGUUGUGCCCAAGAGAAGCGCUUCUAUAAUUAUCAUGUUAACAGAUGGCCAACCCAACGUAGGUAUAUCAAAUACUCAGGAUAUUCAGAUGCAUGUGAAAAAAGCCAUUGAAGGAAAAUAUCCCUUAUACAAUCUUGGUUUUGGCUAUGGGGUUGAUUACAGCUUCUUGGAGAAGAUGGCACUGGAGAACAAAGGAUUGGCCCGUCGUAUUUAUCCUGACUCUGAUGCAGCUUUACAGCUUCAGGGUUUUUAUGAUGAAGUGUCAAAUCCCAUGCUCACAGAUGUUGAGUUAAGCUACCCGGAAAAUGAAAUAUCAGACCUAACUAAAAACCAUUUUAAGCAUUUCUACGAUGGGUCUGAGAUAGUGGUGGCUGGGCGCUUUGUAGACCACAAUCAAAACAGUUUGACUGUAGAUGUGAGAGGUGAAGGC